UGAGUAUACCAACAUUCACUUACACUAAUAUAAUUGAUACUUGUUAUGCUAUAUUUGUAUAGAUAGAUAUAUAUGUACAAUCCUACCAACCGCUCCUGACUUCUGAUUAGGCAAGAAAACAUGGGCAACCCCAGUGAUGUACCCCCAGACUACCGCGCCGAUGGCCCGAACCUGAUGGAGAUAUGUGUGCUGUUAAUGAUCAAAAUAAGGGGCGAAAAACUGAAAAGUAAAGCGGAUAAGAAAAUCAGGAGUACGGCUAUAUUGCAAGGUGUUCUCGAUGGCAUGUUUUCUCAAUACGAAAUGCGGGGCACCAAUGUUUACCUCAAAACUAUCGAUUCUCCUUCGUCUGUGGUGAAAGACAGGAAGGAUGAGCUGAUCGCGCGGUUAUCAGAUUGCCUUUCAGCAGACAGACACCCUCGGCUGGCGACGGCGUGGGUAGGCAGGUUAGAGGGUGGUCUAGUACUGAAAGGUGACCAUCAAUUCCCGGAUAUAGAAAAGCGAGUUGCAGAAGUGCUUGUACACAAAGGGCUACUCAUAGACGAAAAAAGGACAUUCUCGACCACAUACAAAGUGCUCCCUGCGGGAAAUGAGGCCGUGAAGCAAAUUAUAGAGCUCACGAGACAAGUGGUCACCACGCAAUACCAAGACGAAUACGCCGUGGCUGUUAUGACUGUCUACAAGAUUGUGGAUCCGCAACUGCACUCCUUGCAUCUGGGACGGUCAAAGGAACACGAAGCGUACCAGCGCGUGGAUGAGUUGUUUAAGACACGUCCUGUGCACAAGUGCAUGGCGGAGACAUACGGCAUAAGGACGGGGUGGGGCAUACUGUGGUUUUUCAACCCAAAGAACCUAUUGCCACCCAUGCCCUGGUAGGGGUUGUACUGGAGAGUAUUGUACUCCGCUCCUAUGUAUGAGCGGGUAUCAUGCUAAUGAAACGUUGCGAGGUUUACACAGUAGUGUCUCGUGCAGUACCUAUGAUAGUACAGCACCUCGAGGUAGUCAUACUCCAGCAUAAAGCCAGCAUAUACGGCCGUAGUUCUCCCCUAUUUUUGACUAAUUACUUAUCAACAGAGUCAGGAGCUUGGCUCUAAUGAUAUGCGUAGGCUGAUCAAUCGCCCGUAUGCAGCUCAGGGAAUUCACUGCUGUCGUUAUAAUGCGAUCAUGGUGUUGCAGAUCAAUGCGUCAUAGGAGACAGUUCCAACCUACAUACGCAUCAUGUAUGCGUGUGUUGCAACCUGUUCGCAUGCGAACCUCUGCAAGGCAUGUGCCAGCUAGUAAGGCGGCUGGCCUGCGCGUCUUUUCUCAUGGUCCCGUGGUGGACUAUCAGAACGUGAUGUUUGUAUUUAGUUCAGCACGCAGUGUAGUGAAUAUCUUCACUCACAAUUCGAACAUAUAUGGCCGAGAGUGUCAAGGACAUGGUAUAAAUACGGAUGUCACUGACCAGUCUUCGGGACUCAUUUGCUAUGAAUUGCAAUAAAAUUGGCAUUAUAUCCUGGUCAUUGACAGGUUUCAUA
Molecule: messenger RNA, 1514 nt
Organism: Sphaeroforma arctica JP610
Lineage: Eukaryota; Ichthyosporea; Ichthyophonida
Exons: 6
Coding region: 121-873 (250 amino acids)
Source: RefSeq, a predicted model, not a curated record